Lathyrus oleraceus (garden pea) is the source of this 666-nucleotide messenger RNA. RefSeq lists its product as uncharacterized. The record is from RefSeq and is a predicted model, not a curated record. NCBI's taxonomy places the organism in Eukaryota, Viridiplantae, Streptophyta, Magnoliopsida, Fabales, Fabaceae. Bases 1 to 666 code for a protein of 221 amino acids. The transcript has a single exon.
AUGGGUAGCAAUAAAAAAAGUACUUAUUCAUUCAAGUUCAGGAAUCCAAAGCUAGGAUUGAUUAAGGGAUUGAUCUCAGAUGUGAAAAAAAUCAGAAGGAACAACUUUUGUGUUGAGUACGGUGAUCUGUUAACUAUCAUGAACACCGAGGUGGAGGCUUGGGCCAUUUUUACUUUGGCACAAUUCUAUGAUCCUCCCUUGCGGUGUUUCACAUUCCAGGACUUCCAAUUGGCGCCAACACUAGGAGAGUUCUCACAUAUAGCAGACAUUGGUAUCAAGGAUGAAGUCCCUUACACCGGUCUAGGGGAAUUUCCUACACAUCAACAAAUAGGUUCAUCUAUACAUCUGGAUAAAGCGGAAGUGAAAGCUAAUCUUGGACCAAAAGGAGACACUUUGGGCUUCACUUUGAAGUUCUUAGUGGGAAAAGCUUCAGAUUUCAAAAGUAAAGAAGAUUGGGUCGCUUUCAAUGUUGUGUUAGCCUUGAUACUCUAUGGGAUUGUCUUGUUCCCGAACAUUGAUGACUUCGUGGACAUGACUGCUAUACGCAUUUUCUUGCUUAAGAAUCCCAUCCCCACCUUGCUUGCAGAUGUUUAUCACUCCAUCCAUUGGAGAAAUGAGAAGAAGGGGGGGAUGAUCCAGUGUUGCGCUCCUUUACUGUAUAAAUGA